Ceratina calcarata is the source of this 3699-nucleotide messenger RNA. RefSeq names its product orthopedia homeobox (gene otp). Gene Ontology annotation, biological process: neuron differentiation; regulation of DNA-templated transcription. The transcript is spliced from 6 exons. Gene Ontology annotation, molecular function: DNA-binding transcription factor activity, RNA polymerase II-specific; DNA binding. Lineage: Eukaryota; Metazoa; Arthropoda; Insecta; Hymenoptera; Apidae. Bases 1 to 1041 code for a protein of 346 amino acids. The record is from RefSeq and is a predicted model, not a curated record.
AUGCUCAACAACAUCUCUGCCGGCGGUUCCGUACACGGUAUUUCCGGAGCGAAGGAUGCACAGGACCUGAAGAGCGAAUUGCUGGGAGUGAAUUUGGGGACAGGGUUGUCUACCGGCGGUGGCCUUCGUACGCUUCACCAGGAUUUAAUCAUGACCAUGCCUGGUUCGGGAAACGCGACGGGAAUCGGACAAGGUGAUGACAAGCCUGUGAAACAGAAACGGCACAGGACGAGAUUCACUCCAGCUCAGCUAAACGAGUUGGAGAGGUGUUUCAACAGAACGCACUAUCCGGAUAUUUUCCUCAGGGAGGAAAUAGCUGUGAAAAUCGGCCUCACGGAAAGUCGAGUUCAGGUGUGGUUUCAAAAUCGUCGAGCAAAGUGGAAAAAAAGGAAGAAGGGCGGUUCGAUUUUCCGUUCUCCUCCAGGCCCGUUGCUGCCGUCGCAUGGAUUACCUCCUUUUGGACCGAUGAGUACCGAACUCUGUGGCGCUGGAAUGUUUAGUGGUCCUCCUGAGAGAUGGACAAUGGGAACAGGUCUUGGACAAUUGGGACAGGGAGGUAUGGGAAUGGGCGGUUUUGGACAAAGUUUAGGGCAACUUGGUCAGCAAAGCACGGGAAGCCUUGGCCCGAGCUUGGGUCUUGGUAAUUCUGGACUACCGAUUAGCAGUCCGUCGCAAGCAGUCUAUCAAGCUAGUUAUGGACUGAAUUCCCUCGGGGGCGUGCACGUGUCAGCAUCCCGGGGCUCGCCUCCGGGUGGAUCCAGCGUGGGCGGCGGUCAGGGCGGCGGGCUGGGGUCGGCCUUGACCUGCGGCCAGGGCUCGCCUGGAACUACAUCCGGUAGCGGUGGCGGCGGCGGCGGUGUUUCCUGCGUGUCCGCCGACGUGAACGCGUCCGAGGCUUCGGAUUGGAGAGGCGCCCACAGCAUCGCGGCGCUCAGGCGUCGUGCCUCGGAUGCGUCGCAACAGUACAGCCCGCAGCCGCCGCCACCAACCGCAGGACCACCUCAGUAUGCCCAGGACAUGGAGUACAAUUCUGUUUACUGAGGCCCUCAGAAUUUUGCUUUCAACUCAGCAAUGGGUACCGUCGGUCUCACGUAUGAGGGAUUACCUUCGUGGACGAUGGUUUCGGGCGGUGAACGUGCAGGGUAGCAGAAGUAACGCGUGACGAAAUGGAACAACGCGUUUUACGAGGAUGUUCUUUCUCUGCUUCGUGGUUGGCACGAGAAACGUCCAUCUAUGUUUCACCACUUCCGAUUUUCAUCUAUCUCAACGAGAUAAUGGUGGCACAGAAAUUCAUUCGAGGUGUUUUUGAUGAUGAACAAGUACAUAUACGUCGUUAAAUUAUUUUUCUUCUCGAACGAUUGGAGCGACAAGUUUUUGAUGAAAGAUUGUGUUGCUUUGUUACUGAUGCCGUUUUCAGAUAAAGAUUGAUAAAUUCGAAGAACGAUCAAUCAAGAAGCUGCUGCAACAACGAAUUUUUGUCAUCUAUAUAAUUGUAAUAAUUGGAGACACGGACUGUUAAUGUUAGUUCUCAUACUUGUUUGCCUGGUCAAUUUGCAAUUAUAGAGGUGAAUGAGGCUACCGUAGAUUUUCUAUUGGUUACAGCGACUGACACCAAUUUCUUUGUUUCAACAACGUGUGUGAUCGUGCAGUUCAAUUAACAGAAAAAGUGAAUCUAGAGUGAGGAAGCUAAAUCGAGAACAUUCUUCGAUAACACGAAUGAUGAAGAUGUGAAAGAGAAAGGCUUUGCUAAUUAAAAAUGUAAUUAGCAUUAAUGACUUCUUCAAGAGGAUUCGUGUUCACAUCGAAGCUGUGCAACACUAAGAAAAUGUGGGUGGUUACUUCAUAUAUCCAUACAUUAACUUUAUCACCGGUGCUCGGACGAUUUAUUAUGUUCUGUGUAUUCGUAACAUGGCUAAUUACAAACUUCGAGUUUGAACACGUAUCAAUUUUGCGUUGCUUCAAUUGAAAUUGGUUAUUUCGGUGUUACGAAUAUUUCACGACUGUUUAAUUUAUUUCGACCACUCUGAUUUAAUCGUAUGUUUGCUGUGAAGCUGAUUUACGUAUCCGAUAUUUAAAUUAAUUAUUUAGGUGACCUAUUGUUUCGAACUUAUGAAACAUAACUUUAUUAUUAUCUGUUGUUUAUUCUUUAAAAAUAAUUUUAUGAAUAAUAAAUAACGAAUUUGCGCGAUGUGGCACGGUGUAAUAAAAAAAAGUAUACGACAAGUUAUUGAUAGUAUAACGUAUGACAUUGUAAAUAUAGAAAAAUAUUUGGCGUAACAACUACGAUCGAUUAUUACUAUUAAAUUUACUAUAUCAUUACUGGUAAUUCUCUGAUAACGCAUAUCUCUGUUCGCACACGUUAUUUUUACAAACCUAUUCAAAAUCAAAGGAACUGUGUAUACUUUCCUAUAAUUUUCUAUAAACCCGUUUUGUUAUAUUUGAUCUUCGUUUAAUGAGUUUAAAUUGGAAGCAUUCCAGAGUUAAUUAAUUGAAUGGGUAGAAGAUAAUCUUUUCCCGUUCGGCUUUGAAUUUCGACUGGAAUUAAAUGAAGCUGAUACUUAAAUGUGGACUUUCAUUUACAAGCAGUUAAAAAUGACCAGUACAUGCGCGCGAUUGAAUUUUACAUGAGGAAAACGCGUAAAUUUAAAUUUAAAUUUAAAUGCAAGCUAGCAGUUUUAUACGUUGCAUCUCCCGAAAAUUCUCCGAGAAUAUUAUAAGUAUACAUUGUUUUCGUUGUUCACCGGGGCGUAAAUUUUGUAAAUAGACUAUAUGUUAAAUAUGAAUAAUAAUUGAAUAUCGUAAGCGAACACGACAUUCCAUUUACGAAGAAACACGAGUAUACUUGAACAUUGUGAUCCUUUCGACAGCGACAAGUCGUGUAUAUGAUAUUGCAGGAAGAAUAAGCGGUACCACAGUAAUGAUCGCGAGCGACGACGAACGUCGAUUAUUCUAGUUACGAAUUUAUGGUAGUCUUUAGGUAAAAGUUAGUGAUAAAUAUGAAAUGAACAAUAUGCAGUUGUCAGUGUAUUAUUACGAAACGUAUACGACUUUCAAUGUACAAACCAAAAAAAAAAAAAAAUGAUAUAGCCACGAGACGACGAUAUGUCCUCGAAAAUUCAUCCUGCUGGUGCAAUUUGUGUUCGGGAUGAAGUAAUUUAUACUCGAGCUGACCGUAUAGCUGUUUUCUUAUUUACCCUCUGUUGUUUCUUUUUCCUCACAAUAUUUUCUAUGCUACUGCUUUGCACAUUUUUAUACAUAUUUUAAUAAAAUCGGACGCAACGAUUACAAAGCGUUUUGUGAAAUUACGUCAUCUGUCAAUACGCGAAAAGUAUAAUAAUAUUUAUUUAUCAUCUGCGUGAGUGGAUCUCUCGGAUCGAACCGAGUUAAAGCGUCGAGCUUGCUAAGUGAACGAAUUAAAUUUCGAUACAUAGAUUUUUUGCAAUGGUAACAUCAAUUAUGUAUACUUGACGUGAACGUACUUUCUUCCUCUUGAUCUGUACGUUUUACAAGCAAUGAAACAUAUUUGAUAGAACGCGUUGCGAAAGAGAAAGAAGGGACUGACUUUAUGCACCUUUAACACAAAUCAUUAUCGUCAAUGAAUUUAAUUAGUGAUAAAUAGAAGAAUUUUAAUUUUUAUCGUUGUAUAGUUGUGUAUAGAAGACAACUAAGUGUGUAAAAUAAAUCAUUAUCAAAAAGAAA